CAUGUGUUACUCCAGCAGCUACUUUUCAUUGAGAAAAGCUUAUCUGCUUCCCAGGGUUGUUCUAGCAGUCACCUGGCAGAGCACAUAGUUGUUUUUCACAUCGAGUGUAUUGACAUUUCAAGGUCCAACAAGGAGGCGGGAGGCGGCGGGGUGGCUUUAUAAGUAAAGGCAGACAGGAGGAAGCAGUAACACCCAACAGCUCAGGCAGAGAGAGAGAAAGAGCAGACUGAAGAGACCGCACAUCCUGGUCAGAAACGAUGGACAGCAGGUGUGACUGCUCGAACGGCGGCGACAGGCUUUUGAAUCCCAUCCUCUACAACAUCUUGAGCCAAAUGGAUAAAGGCGGGCCGAGCCAAGACACCUUCCACCACAGCUCGUUUCCUCACAGGUGCAACUGCGAGGUGCGAAGGACAGUGUGCUUGGUCAGACCCUCGGAGGUCUGCAAGGAGGCCUCCGCGGUCCUGGUCAAAACCGUGCACUUCAUGAGAAACUUACCGGCCUUCAAGCAGCUGCCGCCGGGUGACCAGUACGCCCUUCUGAGAAGCUGCUGGGCGCCGCUCUUCAUUCUGGGUCUGGCCCAGGAGCAUGUGGACUUCGACGUGACGGACGUUCCGGCCGACAGCAUGCUGAAAAAGAUCCUCCUGAACCGCCAGGAGAGCCCCGAGACGGAGAGGGAGCAGCCCACCAUGGCGGGCGUCAGCAAGCUGAGGUGUUGUCUGAAAAAGUUUUGGAGCUUGGACUUGAGCCCGAAGGAGUACGCAUAUCUGAAAGGCACCACGAUAUUUAACCCAGAUGUGCCAGAGUUACAGGCAGGCCUGUUUGUAGAGGGGCUGCAGCAGGAAGCUCAGCACGCCCUGAGCGAGGUGGUCCAGCUCCUACAUCCGGGCCACCAGGAGCGCUUCGCUCGGAUCCUCCUCACAGCCUCCAUGCUGCAGGGCAUCACACCCAGCCUCAUCGCCGAGCUCUUCUUCCGGCCUGUGAUUGGCCAGGCCAACCUGCUGGAGCUGCUGGUCGACAUGCUCUUCUGCAGAAAUCCGUAGCUGUCCUCCAAUCUGCAAAGUGAUAAUCUGUUUGUUGUUUAUUUUUAUUAUUAUUAUUAUUAUUACUAUUAUUAUUAUUAUUAUUACACCGCUUAAAUGCUGCAAACCACCCCCAAAAAUCGGCAAGAGAAACUGUUAUUUUUUCUACACGGGAUUAGGAUUUGCUUCCAUUUUUCAAGAAGCUGAGGUCACUUUAGUCCAGAUUAAGCAGAAAUCCUCCACUAAAAAGAAAGCGUCGUCUUUCCACAGUAUACUUGACCUUUUCUGUUGCUUCGUUGUAUAUAAAUGUCGUUUGCUUCAAAUGAAGACUUGAAAUAAAUAUAUUUUUGUACAUGAA
Poecilia latipinna (sailfin molly) is the source of this 1377-nucleotide messenger RNA. It is a transcript of the gene nr0b2a, whose product is annotated as nuclear receptor subfamily 0, group B, member 2a. Gene Ontology annotation, biological process: negative regulation of transcription by RNA polymerase II; circadian rhythm. NCBI's taxonomy places the organism in Eukaryota, Metazoa, Chordata, Actinopteri, Cyprinodontiformes, Poeciliidae. The transcript has 2 exons. Gene Ontology annotation, molecular function: transcription factor binding; transcription corepressor activity. Gene Ontology annotation, cellular component: cytoplasm; nucleus. The record is from RefSeq and is a predicted model, not a curated record. The coding region runs from base 258 to 1040 and encodes 260 amino acids.